Messenger RNA from Trematosphaeria pertusa, 3291 nucleotides. RefSeq lists its product as uncharacterized. The transcript has 7 exons. Lineage: Eukaryota; Fungi; Ascomycota; Dothideomycetes; Pleosporales; Trematosphaeriaceae. Bases 98 to 3259 code for a protein of 1053 amino acids. The record is from RefSeq and is a predicted model, not a curated record.
AGCACCAACACCAUCUAGAGCGCGCAACGUCAAACAUCCUCUUCCAGCCAUGUCCGAAGCUGUCAGAUAGGCGUUUCUGCGCUACCGGCCCGCAACGAUGAGUGAGUCUUCGCAGACGCCGGCUGAGCGCCGCUUUCUGCGGCCCAGCCUACGGUCGGCAACCAUGAUCCAACCAAAGACCGGCGAGCGAGUCCGCAAGUCGUUCACGCUCCGAAGAACAUCACGACCGUCGAACGGUCCCACCGAGUCCGUGCUUGCACCAGAGCAAUCCGAUUCGAAUCGACACUGGGAGCUGGGGAAGAUCGUAGCCGCCAGAGAGUACUGCAAGGAGAAGGCAAAAGGCGCGUAUGCGUCCGCUACCUCUCCGAUGGGCAUAAGCAUCCUAAAGUGCUCCCUGGCAUACAUCCUGGGCAGUCUGGCGACAUUCGUCCCCGGCAUAGCAGCACUGCUUGGGCGCAAUGACGGCAAGCACAUGGUCGCGACCAUAACGGUGUACUUUCAUCCAGCACGCUCGCAGGGUUCCAUGAUACAAGCUAUCCUGAUUGCCUUCGCUGCGUUCAUGUACGCGGCUACCGUCUCCUUCUCGAGCAUGGCCGUGUCGGUGUUCUUCGGUGGCCAUCAUCUGCUUGUUCUUGGGCAUGUAAUAGUGCUCCUAGUAUUCUGCGGCGCUGGUCUAGGGCUCGUUGGUUGGACAAAACAACGGCUGGGGAAUCCUCUGGUCAACGUCGGCUGCUCUUUGGCCUCCUUAGCAUUGAUCACCGUGCUCACCAAGGAAGGAGCAGUGCAGGCCGCAAUGUUCUCCUAUAACAAAGUCUGGCAGGUAUUGAAGAUGAUAAUCAUGGGAACCAUAGCAUCCGCGGCCGUCUCCCUCCUGAUCCGACCUACCUCAGCGCGAAACGAAUUUCGAGACACGUUCAUCAAAGCUACCGAUGCCAUGGGCGAGAUGCUGACGAGCAUCAGUCGCAGCUUUCUAUCAGGCGCGGAGCAAGACCUCAAGAACCCUAGUUUUAUCAAAGCCUCAAACCAAAUCAAGUCCACGUACAACACGCUCGUCAAGAAUCUCGGAGAAGCCAAGUACGAACACUACGUCCUUGGUACCGAAGAGGAGCACAAGAUCGCCUCUCACCUUGUCAAAUGCCUCGAGCAACUAAUGCAGAGUAUAGGUGGACUGCGUAGCGCUGCGGAGACUCAGUUCACGCUCCUUGCGCAGGCUGACUUGCCGACCGGAACACUGCCGACGGAGACGCCAGGAUUCAGCGCCAUCAGCUCUGCCAAUUACACAGACCUGGAGAAUUCACCCAUGAUUUCUCCUAGCCUUAGUCAUACCGAACGAAGGAGCAGCAUUCUCGCAUCCAUUGACGAGCUCCCGGAAAGCAGCUCCGCAGAAGCGUCUGACGAUGACUCUGUCAGACACCAUUCAGGUUCUUGGAGGUUGCCGCACUCAAUGCAGUCCACUCUAACCGCUGCGGACAUGUUCUCGAUCUUUAUCGCCCAACUAGGACCUCCUAUGAAAUCUCUCGCAUAUACCCUUCGCGAAGUUCUUGACGAGCUUCCAUUUGGUCCCGGUCCGGAAUAUAAUAUGGCAAUCAAUGAGCACUUUCGGCACAGCUUGGUUGAUGCCAUCGCACUAUUCGUCGAUGCCAGAAAGGAUGCUCUAGCCCUAGUCUAUAGAAAUAAGAUACCCACUAAGACAGGCUCCGUAUCUGUCGCCGCUGAUUUCGAAGAGGUAGCAGCAAGCUGUGGCUACUUCAGUUCUUCGCUGCAAGAUUUCGCUGAAGACAUGGUCACCUUCUUGGAUAUACUGGAGGACUUGAACGAUAAUGUGAAUCGACAGCCCCGCAAAAGGACCUGGAAUUGGCUGAAGAUUUGGCGCAAAUGGAGCUGGUUCCAGAAACCCCCGGGUCGAGAUGAUUCCGAACACUCCAGCCUGCUUGGAAAUGGCCGUGUUGAAGGCCUCUCCCAGGAAAUUCGCAGGCCCAUCUACAGAAUGUCAAACAGAGGCGACCCCGAAAAGCCCAUUGACCAACAACCGCUGUCAUACCGGAUGUGGAUCAAGCUUAGCAUCCUGCGAAGAGACGAUAUCCGCUACGCGGUCAAGGUCGGUAUUGGCGCUGUCCUCUACGCCAUGUGGGCCUUCUUCCCGGCCACGAGGCGAUUCUAUGGGCACUGGCGUGGCGAAUGGGGCCUAUUGUCGUACAUGUUGGUCUGCUCAAUGACUAUCGGCGCCUCCAAUACUACGGGCUUUCAGCGUUUCGCCGGUACCUGCCUCGGCGCCGUCUUUGCUAUUGUAGCAUGGAUUGUGUCCCAUGAAAACCCCUUCGUGCUGGGCUUCCUUGGCUGGCUUGUUUCGCUUCAGUGCUUCUACAUUGUCGUCGGCAAGGGGAAAGGGCCUAUGGGUCGCUUCAUUCUGUUGACCUACAACCUCUCGGCGCUAUACGCAUACUCGCUUUCGGUUAAGGAUGAGGAGGGCGAUGAUGACGAGGGCGGGAUAUCACCCGAAAUCUGGGAGAUCGUACUCCACCGUGUGGUCGCCGUGAUGGUAGGAUGCGUCUGGGGCAUCAUCGUCACGCGACUUAUCUGGCCAAUUUCCGCCCGUAAAAAGGUAAAGAAAGGAACCUCACUCCUCUGGCUCAAAAUGGGCCUGAUCUGGAAACGUGGACCUCUCCACUCGCUUCUAGAAUCGGCUACUUCAGGUCGACCUAAGUCAGGCACAUCUUACAUGACUCCUCGAGAAGAGACCGAGCUCCGCAGGUUCUUGACCCAACUCGAAUCGCUGUGCAACGCGGCGUCGUUCGAAUUCGAACUCAAGGGCCCAUUUCCGGUGAAGAGUUUUAAGAUUAUAUUGGAGGCGACGAGCCGUAUGUUGGAUAGCUUCCAUGCAAUGAACGUGGUUAUUCUGAAGGAUGUGAAGGAGAGCGAGGGAGAGAAGGAGAUAUUGAAGUACACGAAGAGGGAGUUUGUGGAAUUGAGUUGGAGAAUUAGCCAUUUAUUUUCCGUCAUGGCGUCUUCCAUGAAGCUUGAAUAUCCUCUUAACGAUGUAUUACCUAAUAUUGAGCAUACAAGGGAUCGAUUGCUGGCGAAGGUAUUCGAGUUUCGGAGAACGGGGCUAGGAAAGAUAAUCGCCACGGAUGAGGACUACGAGUUGCUGUAUGCUUACGCUCUGGUGACUGCACAGCUGGCGCAGGAUCUUACCAUCAUCGGCCAGGAGAUCGAGAAACUAUACGGUGUAUUGAGCGAGGACGACCUAAAGCUACAAUAGAGAACAUAGAUAUAUGGAAUCAUCUUGCAUAC